CAUGCGAGGAAUCGGCCUGCACCCCGCGGCUCCCGGCCCCGCCCCUCGUUGUCCUUGAAGGCGCGGUCACAGCCUGGAUCCCAGCGGGCGGUACCGGAGUCAGGAGGCCCCGGACUGGUGGAGCCCCGGAGGUGGAGUGAGAGUGCCGCGCUGGGCUGGUCCUGGGUGCCGGUGUGGUGAGGAACGCAGCGCCCACGGAGGCAGCCAUGGGGCUGCUGUCCGGGGACAUGCUGGGGCCCCUGGCCGUGGCCGUGCUCAUCUUCUUGCUCUUGCUGGACGUGAUGCACCGGCGCUCACGCUGGGCCCCACGCUACCCACCAGGCCCCACACCGCUGCCGGUGCUGGGCAACCUGCUGCAGGUGGACUUCGAGGACCCGCGUCCCAGCUUCAACCAGCUGCGGCGCCGCUUCGGGAACGUGUUCAGCCUGCAGCAGGUCUGGACGCCGGUAGUCGUGCUCAACGGGCUGGCGGCUGUGCGCGAAGCGCUGGUGUACCGCAACCAGGACACUUCCGACCGUCCACCUCCGGCCGUCUACGAGCACGUGGGUUACGGGCCGCGCGCCGAAGGAGUGAUCCUGGCGCGAUAUGGGAAGGCCUGGCGAGAGCAGCGGCGUUUCUCCCUGUCCACCCUGCGCAACUUCGGCCUGGGGAAGAAGUCACUGGAGCAGUGGGUGACUGAGGAGGCCUCGUGCCUCUGUGCCGCCUUCGCAGACCAGGCCGGACGCCCCUUUAGCCCCAGGGACCUCCUGAAUAAAGCAGUGAGCAACGUGAUCGCCUCCCUGACCUUCGGGUUCCGCUUCGAGUACAACGAUCCUCGUAUCGUCAAGUUGUUGGACAUGAUGGAGGACAUGUUGAAAGAGGAGUCUGGCUUAGUGCGCCAGGUGGUGGAAGCUGUGCCUGUGCUCCUGCGCAUCCCAGGGCUGGCUGCCAAGAUCUUCCCGGGGCUGAAGGCCUUCAUGGCCCUGAUUGAUGAGUUGAUCACCGAGCAGAAGAUGACCCGGGACCCGACCCAGCCACCCCGACACCUGAUCGACGCCUUCCUGGAUGAGGUGAAGGAGGCCAAGGGGAACCCCGAGAGCAGCUUCAAUGAUGAGAACCUGCGCCUGGUGGUGACCGACCUGUUUUCCGCUGGGAUGGUCACCACCUCGACCACACUGGCCUGGGCCCUCCUCCUCAUGAUCCUGCACCCAGACGUGCAGCGACGGGUCCAGCAGGAAAUCGAUGAGGUGAUAGGGAAGGUGAGGCGACCAGAGAUGGGGGAUCAGGCCCUCAUGCCCUUCACCGUGGCCGUGGUCCAUGAGGUGCAACGCUUUGCGGACAUCAUCCCCCUGGGAUUGCCCCACAUGACAUCCCGUGACAUCGAGGUACAGGGCUUCUACGUGCCAAAGGUAGGCCUGCGGCUCUCCCAACCCCACCUCCGCACCACCUGCCACCUGGUAGCUGCAGUGAGUGUUGCCAGGUCGGCCAGGACUGGAAUCCAAGCCACCCUGUCCUCAUGGCCAAGGUACUUAAUGUCCCAGCCUGGGUGGGCGUGGACAGGAGAGCAGAGCAGGGCUGGCUCUGUCCACUCAAGAGCCCCAGGUCAGGAGGGAAGACAAAUUAGAACGUGUCUCAGCGUUGGAGCCCGGGCACUGAGGGGAAGUAAGGGCACCCUGCCAUGGGCACAAAGACAGUGCUGAGAAGCGUCUUGGGCUGAGGGUUACUUGAAGAGCUUGGGUGUGUGCCACGCGAUGUGUGUGCCAUGUGUGUUUGGUGGCAGGGUCUGGGCACCCCCUCACCAAUCGAGACCCACCCAUGCCAGACAUUUGCCACCAGGGGACGACACUCAUCACCAACCUGUCGUCAGUGCUGAAGGAUGAGACCAUCUGGGAGAAGCCCUUCUGCUUCCACCCGGAGCACUUCCUGGAUGCCCAGGGCCGCUUUGUCAAGCAGGAGGCCUUCAUACCCUUCUC
Messenger RNA from Capra hircus (goat), 1952 nucleotides. RefSeq names its product cytochrome P450 2D14 (gene CYP2D6). Gene Ontology annotation, biological process: xenobiotic metabolic process; arachidonate metabolic process. Gene Ontology annotation, molecular function: oxidoreductase activity, acting on paired donors, with incorporation or reduction of molecular oxygen, reduced flavin or flavoprotein as one donor, and incorporation of one atom of oxygen; heme binding; iron ion binding. Lineage: Eukaryota; Metazoa; Chordata; Mammalia; Artiodactyla; Bovidae. The coding region runs from base 207 to 1679 and encodes 490 amino acids. The transcript has 8 exons. Gene Ontology annotation, cellular component: intracellular membrane-bounded organelle; cytoplasm. The record is from RefSeq and is a predicted model, not a curated record.